AUGCAUACCAAAACGCGAUUGCGCAAGGCAUGUGAUGCGUGUAGUAUUCGAAAAGUGAAGUGCGAUAUCAGUGGGCCACCAUGUCGAUCAUGCGUCUUGGUGGGCAUCCAGUGUACUUCUAUGAGGCCAAGCAGGAGAAGAGGACCUUCAAAUCGUCAUGCUGAAAGUUUGAAGAAGCAAAAGCUUCAAGCCCAGUCGGAUAAGUCACCGCUUAGCCUAUCUGCACAUCCAUUGCCAAGCACUCCUCAAUCGUGUGCAGCGUUUACUCAUUUGCCAACGACAACUAUUCCCGCUUCUGCGGAAGCCAUAUGUUCAUUGCAUACGGUACAGCUGCUUCUUGACGAUUUCUUCUUUUACAUUCAUCCCUUGGUUCCUGUUCCCCAUGAACCUACUUUCCGCGCUGCCUUUGAACGCCGCGACGAUACCACUAGCGGCACUUUCUUAGCCCUCUUGGCUUCCAUGAUAGGAUUUCUAGUGGCUUCCUUUCCCCGACGGCCCAAACUACGGCUCAACACUAAGACUGAACGUUCUGCAUUCCCGAACUCUAUAGCAUUGGUAAAGCAUUGCCAUAAUGUUGCCAUCCAAGCUCGAGGCAUUGGGUACCUUGAACGCAAUGUGACAGUCUACGAUGCGGCCACCAGUUAUUUUUUAGGGGCAUGCUCCGGCUACGUUCAAAAUUUACACCGAUGCCAUGUUUAUUUGGCGGAAUGUCUCGCGAUGAUUCAGGUAUAUGACCUCUGUCAUUCUCCUACAGCUCUGCCUUCUACGCCCGGAAGAAACGCCACGACUUCAAUAUCCUUGAAAUCAGGAAUAAAGUUUGAUUGGCCGGCCCGGAAUAUCACAGACAACAGUGAGAUCGAUCUUAUAACGCAGGAGUUGGGCCGUCGGCUGUUCUAUGUCACCUUGGUUGAAUAUCAACAUCUGCAUCAAAUGGGCUCUUCCACUACCAAGGUUCAUAUACCUACGGAAAUUGACCGGUAUCCACCGCUCCCACUAGAGAUUGACGACGAGUUCCUCUUCUCCACCAAUGUCGGCGCUCAGCCUGCAGAGCGGGUAUCACGACUUGUCGCUUUCAACGCAAAUGUCCGCGUGUACGGCUCGAACAAUGCCUUGUUGGCUUGGGAGGUUGCAUUUGGCAGUGGCCAAACCUUUGACUGGGAGCAUCAGCGCCUCGGCCUAUGGGAAUGUCUACAAAAGGCGAAGUCUGCACUUUCAAAUGUUCCUGCCGAAUUGUCUCUCUUCCACCCGAAGGGAAACUCCGCGGCUGAGUUUUCCGGAUUGAACGAGGAUGGCUCGAUAUUCGACUACCCCAACGAACAUAGCCAUCAGGAACGGCGCGCAAUCCAGUAUCAGAUCCAAAAAGCCAACAUCUAUGUCAGCCAACUCUGCACAAGGUCCUACCUUGUUGAAAAAUACUGGGAUCUCUUUGAUACAUUCACUAGAUAUGGGAAAUUGGCAAAAACAUCCACCCCGGCACUUGCCACGUCGCACAUGAAUGCCGGGCCCUCAUCAGAGGCGCCUGUAGAGCCCUCCUCAUUAGCGAGCCCGAUUAUCUCCUCUCAGGCUCUAACACACGUGCACACAGACGCCAUUGGCCACGCGAUGGCUGAGGAGCGCAAACUGGUCAUCAGGGAGUUGUACAUCCUCCUGCGAACCGUCAAACAGGAGAACAUGGAGCCCAACGGUGGCAGCAUCACAACCAAAAUCCGCCAAGUAGCAUCCACCCUCCUCAACCAAUCAACAACCUCCAUCCCAACCGAACACCCAUUUGCCAUUCCCAGAGCGGGAUUUUUUGAUCCAGGUCCAAACACCUCAAAACUCCUAGUCCUCACGGCCGAUGAAGCGAGAUUCUAUCUCCACAGCUUCAUCGAUACCCUGAUCCGCCUUGACGGCCACGCUUCCGCAGCCACAGAUCCGGGCAGUGGAAACGAGGCGUGA
Penicillium canescens is the source of this 1938-nucleotide messenger RNA. Its product is annotated as transcriptional regulator family TF. The coding region runs from base 1 to 1938 and encodes 645 amino acids. Gene Ontology annotation, biological process: positive regulation of transcription by RNA polymerase II. The transcript is spliced from 3 exons. Gene Ontology annotation, cellular component: nucleus. NCBI's taxonomy places the organism in Eukaryota, Fungi, Ascomycota, Eurotiomycetes, Eurotiales, Aspergillaceae. The record is from RefSeq and is a predicted model, not a curated record. Gene Ontology annotation, molecular function: sequence-specific DNA binding; DNA-binding transcription factor activity, RNA polymerase II-specific; zinc ion binding.